CUCGGCUCCCUUACAGGGGGAGGGCGGAGUCAAAGCAGCAACCAUCUGGACGAGAAACUCCUCCAGUUCUCUUCGACGCGCCGGGUUGUUCCUGUGCGGUUUGUAACGAGGGCUGCGCGUUGAGGUGAGGGGAGGAGGUUCCGCCUGUCGUCGGAUUAUCGGAGAUUAACAGUUCGCCGGUGCAGCAGCAGACGCUCGGGCAGGCAGUUUCAGACUUCUCUCUCUCGUCGCCAUGGCCGAGACUACGGGAAAAUUUGACUUCGCCAUCGACCGCGGUGGCACCUUCACGGAUGUGUUUGCCCGGCUGCCCGACGGCCGGGAGAGGGUCCUGAAGCUUCUCUCCAGGGACCCCCAGAACUACAAAGACGCUCCCACUGAGGGGAUCCGCAGGGUCCUGGAGGAGGAAACGGGCAAGGCGUUUCCUCGUGACCAGCCCGUGGACACGUCCCUGAUUGGCUGGAUCCGAAUGGGUACUACGGUGGCAACCAACGCGCUGCUGGAGAGAGAAGGAGAAAGAACGGCGCUCCUGGUCACAAAAGGCUUCAAGGACCUUCUCCACAUCGGCACACAGGCCAGACCGAAGCUGUUUGACUUGGAGGUUGCGAUGCCUGAGGUGUUGUAUGAGGAGGUGAUAGAGGUGGAUGAGCGCGUCGUCCUCAGGCAAGAUGGCUGCCAGCUACCCAGGAAAGAUCCCAAACGCACCGUCACGGGCAGUACGGGGGAUACUCUGGAGGUGUUGAGGGAGCUGGAUUUGGAGCAAGUGGAGAAAGAUCUGAGAGGAGUGUUGUCCCGUGGUAUCACCAGCCUGGCUGUCCUUCUGCUGCACUCGUACACAUGGUCUGAUCACGAGAAAGCGGUGGGAGCUCUGGCUCGCCGUCUGGGCUUCACCCAGGUUUCUCUUUCCAGCGAGGUCAUGCCGAUGGUGAGGGCGGUCCCUCGCGGUUACACGGUCUGCGCCGACGCCUACCUCACGCCAAAAAUUCGUCAGUAUUUGAAAGGCUUCACCUCUGGCUUCAGAGGUGGUCUGGAGGACGUGGACGUGUUGUUCAUGCAGUCAGAUGGAGGUCUGACCCCCAUGGAUCAGUUCUGCGGUUCUCGGGCCGUUCUGUCCGGCCCGGCGGGGGGUGUGGUGGGGUACGCGAUCACCUCUUACAGCCAGAUGGAGAAAAAACCCGUGAUUGGCUUCGACAUGGGCGGAACCUCCACUGAUGUGAGUCGAUAUGCAGGCCAGUAUGAACACGUGUUUGAAGCCACCACCGCCGGAGUCACCCUGCAGGCCCCUCAGCUGGAUAUCAACACCGUGGCUGCAGGUGGAGGAUCUCGACUCUUUUUCAGAUCAGGGAUGUUUGUGGUUGGACCAGAGUCUGCAGGUGCACAUCCAGGACCGGCCUGUUACAGAAAAGGCGGCCCUCUGACUGUGACUGACGCUAACUUAGCUCUGGGGCGUCUCCUUCCUUCCUUCUUCCCUAAAAUCUUCGGGCCCGGGGAGAACGAGCCGUUGUCCUUGGAGGAGACCACGAAGCACUUCCGCCAACUCACUGAAGAGAUCAACCUCUUCCUGUCUUCUAGCCAGUCGCAGGCUGGCACAAACGGAGCCAACGGCUCGCACAACAGCACGUCAGAAAUGAGCAUGGAGGAGGUCGCCAUGGGAUUCAUUCGCGUUGCAAACGAGGCCAUGUGCCGACCAAUCAGGGCUCUGACACAGGCCAAAGGUCACGACACAUCUCAACACGUGUUGGCUUGUUUCGGGGGCGCAGGCGGCCAACACGCCUGCGCUAUAGCACGAGCCCUCGGGAUGAAGACCGUUUUUAUACACAAGUACAGUGGUGUGUUGUCAGCCUAUGGCCUGGCUCUAGCUGAUGUUGUGGAGGAGGUUCAGGAGCCGUGCUCGCUGCAGUACGAGCAGAACUCUUUCGGCGAGCUCGACCGGAGGGUGGAGCAUCUCUCCAAGCGCUGCCACGAUGCGCUUCACUCACGCGGCUUCACCAGCGGUCAGAUAACCACUGAGGUCUUCCUCCACCUGCGCUACGAGGGCACCGACUGCGCUCUCAUGGUUACUGCUGCCGGUUACCCUAGCAACGCCCAGUCCUGUCAAGCCGGCGACUUCCGCGGCGCCUUCACCCAACGUUAUCUGAAGGAGUUUGGAUUUACCAUCCCAGACAGACCCGUCAUGGUGGAUGACAUCAGAGUGAGGGGUUGUGGGAAAUCCGGCAUCAAGUCAGUGCACAAGACAAAGGCGGGACACAGGCAGGCCAAACCCGUCACGAUGACCAAGUGUUACUUUGAGGGCGGCUACCUCGACACCAGUGUGUAUCUAUGGGAGGAGCUGGCAUGUGGUCACGACAUCCAAGGACCAGCAAUCAUCAUCGACAAAAACAGCACCAUCCUCGUGGAGCCCUGCUGUGAAGCCCAUCUGACAGAAGGGGGCGACGUUUGCGUGACCGUGGGCUCCGACCCUCACUGCGCUCUCGGCACCGAGCUCAACACCGUCCAGCUCUCGAUCUUUUCCCACCGCUUCAUGAGCAUAGCGGAGCAGAUGGGCAGAGUUCUCCAAAGAACCUCCAUCUCCACGAACAUCAAGGAGCGCCUCGACUUCUCCUGCGCCGUGUUCGGACCAGAUGGAGGUCUAGUGUCCAACGCGCCCCACAUCCCCGUCCACCUGGGGGCCAUGCAGGAGACUGUCCAGUACCAGAUCAGAUCUGUGGGGAACAAGCUGAAAGAAGGGGACGUGAUUCUAAGUAACCACCCGUGUGCCGGAGGCAGCCAUCUCCCAGACCUCACAGUCAUCACGCCAGUGUUCAGAAAAGGGGUGAGCGGCCCCGUGUUCUUCGUAGCCAGCAGGGGGCACCAUGCUGACAUCGGAGGCAUCACCCCGGGCUCCAUGCCCCCACACUCCACCACCCUGCAGCAGGAGGGCGCUGUCUUCACCUCCUUUAAACUGGUCACUGGUGGCGUCUUCCAGGAGGAAGCUGUGACCGAGGCCCUGAUGGCUCCAGCCCAGUACCCAGACUGCUCUGGGACUCGUAAUCUCCAUGACAACCUGUCAGACCUCCGGGCUCAGGUGGCGGCCAAUCAGAGAGGCAGCCAGCUGGUGGGGGAGUUGAUUGACAGCUACGGGCUGGCCGUGGUUCAGGCGUACAUGGGCUACAUCCAGAGUAAUGCAGAGCUGGCUGUGAGGGACAUGCUGAAAGACUUCGCGCGUCGUCGACGGCAACAGACCGGCUCCUUGGAGGUGGAGUCGGAGGAUUUCAUGGAUGACGGGACGCCGAUCAGACUCCGGGUCCAGAUUAAUGAAGAAGAGGGCAGUGCGGUGUUUGACUUCACCGGGACGGGAACAGAGGUGUGGGGGAACUGCAACGCUCCACGAGCCAUCACCCUCUCUGCUCUCAUCUAUUGCCUGCGGUGCAUGGUGGGACAGGACAUUCCCCUCAACCAGGGUUGUCUGGCACCAAUCAAAGUUAUCAUCCCCCCUGGCUCCAUCCUCCAGCCUUCCCAGAAUGCAGCUGUGGUUGGAGGAAAUGUGCUCACGUCCCAGAGGGUGGUCGACGUCAUUUUCAAAGCGUUUGAGGUUUGCGCCGCCUCACAGGGGUGCAUGAACAACAUUUCCUUUGGGAGCGAGAGGGUUGGUUACUAUGAGACCGUGGCCGGGGGGGCCGGGGCGGGACCGGGCUGGAACGGGCGGAGUGGAGUCCACAGUCACAUGACCAACACCCGCAUCACAGACCCAGAGAUUCUGGAGAAGAGAUAUCCAGUGAUUUUAGAGCAGUUCUCUCUGAGGCCUGAAUCAGGAGGUGUGGGCAAAUACUGCGGAGGGGACGGUGUCAUCCGUAAACUUCUGUUCAGGGACAACGUGGUUCUGUCUGUGCUGACGGAGAGGAGAGCCACGCGCCCCUACGGCCUCCAGGGAGGUGAGAAUGGUGAAGCAGGACUGAACCUCCUUCACAGAGCCGACGGCCGAGUCCUCAACCUGGGAGCCAAGACCAGCGUCAGCCUGCAGCCGGGGGACAUGUUCUGCCUCUACACCCCAGGAGGAGGCGGAUACGGAAAGGAGGAGGAAGUAAACAGCGGCCGUCAGACCAAGAGGAGGCGCCUGAACGAGACGUUCGCCGAGCGGGGCAGCGUCUUUGAGUACCGGAUGGCACAAGAGGGAGUGUGAGAGGAAACGAGGGAGAGUUGAGAGAAGAGGGUCAAAGAAAUGGUCAGAGACUUUUAGGUGGUAAGAUCAGCUAAACACUAAAACUAAAAGAUGGUUCUCAGUAACACCGUUGUGCUUUAUGUGUGUGUAGAUGUCACGUGUCACAUAUGACGUUAACAGACUUACGUUCACGUUAGCAGGGAAGGUGAUCGGCUCCAAUUCAGACCAAAUACGGCAUCAGAAAGAUCACGUGUGGCUCAGUUUAACAUUCCUCUUGUUAACUGGAAUAGUUUCUGUUCCGGUACUAACUCCACUCUGCCAACCACUUCUCCAUGUAGCUUAAGUUCUGUUAUUUUAACAAGACUGACAAAUAAAUUCCAUUUCUACUGA
Mugil cephalus (flathead mullet) is the source of this 4525-nucleotide messenger RNA. It is a transcript of the gene oplah, whose product is annotated as 5-oxoprolinase, ATP-hydrolysing. Gene Ontology annotation, cellular component: cytosol. NCBI's taxonomy places the organism in Eukaryota, Metazoa, Chordata, Actinopteri, Mugiliformes, Mugilidae. Gene Ontology annotation, biological process: glutathione metabolic process. The coding region runs from base 233 to 4156 and encodes 1307 amino acids. The transcript is spliced from 28 exons. The record is from RefSeq and is a predicted model, not a curated record. Gene Ontology annotation, molecular function: 5-oxoprolinase (ATP-hydrolyzing) activity.